AGAAGCAACCUGCGCGGUCCCCUCCAGUUUCCCCCUUUUUCUGGCUUACCCUCUUUCUUUGUGCGUGUGUUUCCGCUCACCCUUCCGGAAACGUGCUGCAAUUUUUGUUUUGAAGUGUCACUGUGCGUGUGUGUGUGUGUGUGCAUUGUUGUCGUGAGACACGCAGCCUUCCGACGUUCACAGCACAUCUUUUUUCCUCUUGUGUUCCUGAGCAGCUUCGCCGAGGUGACGCAGACGUACGCGGAACGAUAGGAAGCAGAUUUCGCUCGAGCUUUUAUUUUGGUCUCCUCCGCAUUUUUCCGAGUGAAUUUCUGACGCAAGUGCCGUGGAGGCGAGUCCUCUCUCUCUUUACAGGAAACAAAGAAAGAGAAAGAAACACAGAAUACGCAUGGCUUCCUCGGCGAACGACAAGGACAAGAAGAAGUCCGGCCACCGCCGUACCUCUGCGCCGAAGUCUGGCGACAAGAACGGCGCCACGCCGACCCGCGACGGCAGCGCGCGGAAGUCCUCAGCGUCACGCUCUGCCGCCAACCCCCAACUACCACGGCAGAACAGUUCACACAGUGCGAACAUGUCAGCGAUGCCUAAGGCCUCGAGGCCCGCCCUGGCGGCAGCGGCGGCACCGUCGUCCACGAGGGCGUCCAACGGAGCACCCCCCAGCUCGACGAGGUCCGCCCCGCGGUCGACGGUCUCCCCAACCCGAUCGACAAACGGCGCGGCCCCUCCUCCGACGACGGGGAUCAACGCCCGCCGCUCCUCUGCGCCUGUCGCACCGAAUGCUCCGGGUGGUGCUCCGACGGCUUGUGGAGGUGCGGCUCCCGGUCCGCAGCCCAACGCGAUGGGCGGUGGCUACGGCAUCAUGGGGCCUGGCGGCUAUGAGUCGAUGGGCAACUACAGCUACAAUUCCAUGGGCCCGACCAGCAUGGGCCCUGGCGGCAUGACCGGCGACUUCGGUUCCAUGGUCCCUGGCGGCAUGAUGAGCGGCGGUGCUGGGGGCGGCAUGAACCCCUAUGGCUCUAUGGGUCCUGUUGGCAUGAACCCCUAUGGUUCCAUGGGUCCUGGCGGCUACGGCGGGAUGGCUACCGGCGGUGGCGGCGAUGGCGGCAUGAACGGUGGCUACGGCUCCAUGGUAGAUGGGGAAGGCGGCGUGAUGGGCGGUGCGGGCGACAUGAACGGCGGCGGCUACGGCUCCGUGUACGGUGGAGCGCCGGGCUCGAUGUACUACAACGGCAUGGGCGGCCCGAUGGGCGGCUUCAUGUACUACGGCAUGGGUGCGCCGAUGAUGGGUGGGUCGAUGUAUGGGAUGGGCGGCAACUCCAUGUAUGGCGGCAUGAACUCGAUGUACGGCAUGGGCGGUGGUGGGUCGAUGUACGGGAUGGAAUCCAUGUACGGCCUCGGUCGCUACAAUAGCAUGGGUCUGGGCAGCACCUACGCGUCCAUGUACGGUCUCGGCCGCACGUCCAGCCGCGCGAGCUUCCGCAGCAGCGGCGGCUACGUCGGCGGCUCCUUUGGGGGGUUGUGGCGUGCCCCGUCUGGCGACGGCCGCCGCGCCAAGAAGGACUACAGCAUCCCGCCCCCGUCCUCCAAGCUGUCGGAGGCGUUCCCCGAUAAUGACAAGGCGGACGAGCCGCCGAGGGAGCAGACGGGCAAGCGCGGCCUCACCGCUGCCUCGAAGGAGGACGAGAAGAAAGCCGUCCCGGCAGCUGCCGCGGACCAGAAGGAAGAGAAGAAAGCCACGACGCCGUCCGUCGUUGUGGUGGACAACGCCGGCAGCAAGGACGACAAGGCGAAGUCCCGCUCCGUCCCACUCGCCCUAGCCUCCUCGCACCGCCUGACAAAGCAGGUGAACGAUAACGUGCACGUCGUGGCCAUCGCCCCGAGCGAGUCGGUGGCGAACAAGGCGGACAAGACGGUGACGGUGGGCUCGACCACGUACACGAUGGACGAAGUCGCCGUCGGCGCCGUCGACGUCGAGAAGUCCGACCUACUCACCGACAUUGUGGAGCAGACGCAGUGCGGCCACAACGUGUCUCUGCUGGUCCUCUGCGGCCGCCAAAAGUACGAAGCGAGCACCCCUCCCGUGACGGCGGUAGUGCGGAGCAUGAUGGACACCUUCGCCGCCGACGACACGCAGGUAACGCAGGUGGUUGCGUCGGCUGUCGUCUUUACCGCGCCGGACAAGAUCGUGGACCUGCUGCUGCCGGACGGCGAGACGGCGGAACCGGUGAAGGCCGAGCUCGGCUCCAACCCCAUCUACGGCCCGUGUGUGAUGAACACGUCGGAGAAGAAGGUGGAGACGGCGGAGGCGGCGGUCGGCGUGGUGGAGGUGGCCGCGAGGAUGGCGAAGCAGCGCGGCCUCGUCGUCGUCACUUACAAGAUCAAGCAAAUCCGCCCCGCCGCCGGCCACUCCACCUCGCGCAACGUCUACGUCUCGUCGAUGCUCGUCGCGAUGGUGGACGACACGAACAUGGUGCACGUGCGGGCCGCCGAGAAGCACGGCACCGCCGGCCCGACGCCGCUCUUUUGCAACGCCAUCGGCGGCGCCAGCCGCACUGUCGCCAUCGUGCAGAUCCCCGCAACCGGCGCGGAGACGUCGGUCGGCGACGCGCUGGCCAACGCGCUGCAGUUGCGUGAGAUCAAGAACACGCCGACGCGCAGCGGCAACGUUAAGCGCUUCGUCGACUACACGGAGCGCGCUGCUGCGGCGAAUGCGAAGACGUCGCCCGAGACGGCGGCGAAGAUCAACCGCAUGUUGAAGGACGCGAAGGAGCUGCUGGCCAAACCCGAUGAGACCCCGCUGGUGGCUUACAACUUGUACGGCGGAGGUCACGCCCCUUCCCCCGCGUCGACAAGGGAAGAGGCAAAGAAGUCCGGCGCGACGCCGCAGACGGUGCAGUCCAGGGACGCCCCUGCCGUUGUUUCUGCAACAGCGGCGGUAGAGGAUGACGACGCGAAGCCGGAGCAGGAGCGGCGCGUGAAGCUGACGGUCUGCGUGGACGGCACCACGGCCAUGCUGCAGGGGGAGGCGGACGAGGUGGUGAUGCGGGCGACGCCGGAGGAGGUGCCGGAGUCCGCGAUGCUCAAGUCCCUGCGGGCGAACUUCCGCUACGGCCGCAACGUUGCCCUCGUGUCCGCCGAGACGCAGUCGAGCGUGGAGCUGCCAAAGCAGUACACGUGGAGCUGUGUGGACAGCAUCCUCAGCAAGUGCCUCCGCGAUCCGAUCCCGGGGGCCGCGACGACAGCGGUGGAGCUCUUCAUGGUGGUGGUGCAGAAGCGGCAGGUGCUGUGCGAUUUGAUGGCGGAGGGUUCGACGGUGAAGCCGCUGGCCAUCGCCUCCUCCCCGCUCUUCGGCCCGAUCAUCGCGGACACGCAGCACAAGACGCUGCGCGCGGCGGCGGAGGUGCGUCCCGCCCUGGAGAAGGCCCUCGCGGCCGCCCCUCCGCAUUUGAAGGAGAUGGACGCGAUGAUUGUCAUGACGGCCGUGCUGAAGCAGCCGCAGGCGAGCGGCGACGUGGCGGUGGCGUCCUUCAUGUGCGCCUCCGGCCCGUCCGGCGCCGGCGUGCGGGGGGCGAUGUCGAAGAACCCCGACUACUCCCGCUCCCUCUUCGCCUACGCGAUUGGCGGCCCGUGCGUCACGACCCUGCUCGUCAGCGUCGGCGACGACCACGCGACGAACGCGGCGGCGAAGAGCAGCCUGGAGGACCUGUUGCCGCUGACGAAACAGCCGAACCACGCCAGCCGCGAUGGCAGCGUGAACAACUUCCUCGACUACGCCAAGAAGAGAAUGGCAGCUAACGAGAACAGGAUGGAGCAGGCCGCCACCGCGGAGGAGAAGGAGCGGCUGAAGGUGGCGUCGAGCCGACUGCAGAUGAUGCACGGCGACUACAGCGCCCUCGUCCAGUCUCCGCAGGACAACACGCCGGCGUACUACAUUGGUGAGAAGCGCGUCAGCGAGGUGCCGCGUGUGGGGGGCAAGCCCGUCGACGAGACGCCUGCUGCGGCCACCUCUAACGACCGCCGCAGCAGCCCGGAGAGCGGCCAGCAGGCACCGGUGCCCAUUCGCUCUGUGGUGGUGGUCGUCAACAGCAGCACUAGCAACGACGGCGGCGCGGCGGCGAAGGGCGGGAGCGUGAUGGAGGUGACAGAAAAGGAGGUUGUGCUGGACGGCGAGCACUACGCGCCGACGGAGGUGGUCGCCUCGCAGAGCGGGACGCUGCGCUCCGCCGUGAUUGACGAGGUGCACAAGGUGGCACUGAACGGCUACAACGCCGCGAUACUGACGAACGACGUCGCCGGCAGCACCGUCGGCAUCUCCAUGGUCGUCAAAACGGUCGUCGUCAUCUUGCGCGGCCUGACGCCGGGCAGUGAGGCCUUCUGGACGGUGGUGGUGUCGAAGGACAACAAGGUGAAGGACAUGCUGGCGGACAACUCGCCCUACUACGACCUGCACCUCGCCUCCUCCCCGCUCUUCGGCAACGUCGCCUACGGGGCGAACAUCUCGCCAGUGGCGGAGGCGCAGGUGGAGCCGAUGGUGCGCGAGGUGCGCAACGAGGUCCGCGAGAACGGCGGCGUGGGCUACAUCUGCGUCAUCCUCCGCAUCACGCAGCCAGACGGGGAUGUCUGCAUGCCGUCUUUCCUCGCCACCAUCGCCGGCGACAACGUCGACGAGUACGAGGAGCUACUCCGGCAGCGCGGCAGCAGCAGCAGCCGGCUGUUGAGCACCGCCCUUGGGGGUCCGUGCCACACCAUCUACGUCGCUGGCCUCCGCGGCCCGUCUGGCGCCGGCGCGAAGCCGCUGCUCGAGUUGGCGAAUAAAGUGACGAAGGUGCGCAACGCCCCACUGCGCAGCUGCAGCCUGAGGCGGUUUAUCGUGCACACGGAGCCGACACUGGCGGGGAUGGAGCGCAAGCUGGAGGCGGGCAACGGACCGAACCAGGCGUUAGAGGCGCAGAUUGGCCGCAUUGGCACCAUGUUGAAGGACGCGCGCAAUAUGCUGAGCUCACCGGGUGGCAGCGCCCCUGCGGUGUACAAGCGUUGA
Molecule: messenger RNA, 5038 nt
Organism: Leptomonas pyrrhocoris
Lineage: Eukaryota; Euglenozoa; Kinetoplastea; Trypanosomatida; Trypanosomatidae
Exons: 1
Coding region: 389-5038 (1549 amino acids)
Source: RefSeq, a predicted model, not a curated record